UCAGAAUCUUGGUCUGAGAGGACGGAGGGAGAAAGGCUCUGCUUUGGGACCAGUUUUGAACCAGAACCUAAAUGCUCCACGGGAGUCCCACCACGCUCGGCGCAAUCUUCCUGUGGCCCGUUCCACCACAUCCCCCGAGGUGCGUCGGUGCUCACGCCGCGGGGCGAGCGGGAUUACCUGCGGGGCUGCGCCCGGCGCUCCGCCGGCCUCCCUCCUCGGCGAGCUGCGUCGCCGCACGCCGCGCUUACGGCCCGAGAGACCCGACCCUGCUGCCGCUGCCCGCGGCUCCCGGGGCCCCGGCGCGGAGCUGUGCCCGCCGCGAGGCCGUGCCCGCCGCGCCGUCCUGGCGCUGCUGGCGGCUGUUGCCGGGAGACCGGCGCCGCUCCGGCCGGCGCGCGCCCCUGGAUCGCUCCCGGCCGCGCGGCCGUUCCAGCACGGCACGAGCGCGGCACCCGUGGGCGGCCCUGAUGCAUUAUUCAUGAGGCGGUCCGAGAGGUAUUAUUCCUGAGGUGAUCCGACAUGCAUUAUUCAUGAGGCGAUCGGACAUGCAUUAUUCGUGAGGCGCUCGG
Molecule: messenger RNA, 569 nt
Organism: Onychostruthus taczanowskii (white-rumped snowfinch)
Lineage: Eukaryota; Metazoa; Chordata; Aves; Passeriformes; Passeridae
Product: NADH-quinone oxidoreductase subunit I 2-like
Exons: 2
Coding region: 72-482 (136 amino acids)
Source: RefSeq, a predicted model, not a curated record